AUGGCGGUCGACUUGACACCCCGUGGUACAGUAGGAUGUUGUUACUAUGUCGCAAGAGAUGAGAAGCUGUGUUUCAUGGAAGACAUGCAGAUCGGCGGCGCCGACAUCGUCGAUACUUUGAAGACAUUCAUCGAUCCCACAGUCAUUCUGGUCUCAACAAAGAUUGAUGAUGUUGUCAUCGAUCAUUUUGAUCCUGAAGCCAGGAGCGGUGAGCCGGUCAGUAGCGACAACGAUCAGUUCCGUCUGGCUUUUCUGCUCGAUAUUCGCCCUCCAAGCGAAUUCUCUUACGACGGGGCGAGAAGUAAACUUAUGACCUUGAGGUUGGGCGAAGAUGACGGCACACGAGUGAGCUUUAACGUGCCAGGUGAUCAGCUGGGUGGCUAUGAGGAUGGGGGCUUGUCCGGGCAGCAGGGCCAAUUACUUCGACUUGCAGGCUGGAUCGAUAUGGAAAGUCGCAUAACGGUCGGAUGUGCGGGUGCGCUUCUUACCUUCCUUCAGCGACGACGUGCUGCUGCGUAUUUGCCUGGCGAUGAUGCCGCGUAUACGAUGUUUCGCAUCAGUACGCUCGAAAUGUUCAGCCUUCGAGAGACCAUGUUCAUCAACGCAGACACGCUCCAUUCGCUCGGCAUUGUCGAUGCAGAAGCACAUCCACAUUCACACAACAGGGGCCCAAACACCAACUCUGGAUCGAAAGAAGGUCUUUCUGUGUACGGAUUAUUUCACCAUCUUGCACGAACACCACAAGGAAAAUUCCUACUCCGUCAGUACUUUCUACGUCCGAGCCUCAACAUCAACGUCAUCAACGAGAGACUAGACGCUGUGGGCACCCUCUCUCGCUCAGAAAACACAUUAGCAUUUGACACUCUGGUACAAAAUAUGCAGAGUGUCAGAAACAUGCGCACAAUGAUGAUCAACUUAAGGAAGGGCAUAGGCGGUUCCGUGCCAGGAAGAAGCGGUCUAUCGAGAAGCGUAUGGGCCUCUCUCAGAGGGUUCGCAUUCCAUGCUCUCAAGAUCAAAGAUGCGCUAAAUGACGUCCUUGGUGGUGACAACCUAACCAUCAAAACUAAGAUUUUCGAAAAAUUCGAAAGCUACCAUCUUGCUCAAGUUGGCCGAAAGAUCAGUGAGACUAUAGAUUUCGACAAGUCAGCCGAAGAACGAAGAACAGUGAUCUUGCCGGGUAUUGACGAAGAGCUGGACCACAUGAAGCGAACACUUGAUGGACUCGAAGACAUUCUCAACCAGGUCGCUGGCAAACUUUCCGAAAGAAUGCCUCCAGAUUUGCGAACGUCCCUCAAUGUCAUCUACUUCCCCCAAAUUGGCUUCCUUGCUGUCGUGCCGAUGGACCCUGCUACAGGAGCCGCCAUGUAUGAGGGAGGCUUUGACAAUCCGUGGGAGAUAAUGUUUUCCGCUGGGUGUCACGUCUACUUUAAGACUGCUGAGGUAAGGGAAAUGGAUGAUCACUUCGGAGAUGUGUACGGUAUCGUAUCAGACCGUGAAAUCGAGAUCAGCCACGAACUUGCGCAAUUUGUACUGCAGUACGAGGGUCUAUUCACUUCUUGCUCAGAUCUAUGUGGCGAGCUUGAUAGUCUAUUGGCUCUUGCGCAAGGUGCAACGACCUACAACCUUGUACGGCCACACAUGACUCUCGAAAAUAUCAUUCAAAUAAAGAAUGGCCGUCACAUAAUCCAAGAACGAACAGCCCCGUCCUUCGUCCCAAAUGACACCUCUAUUGUUGGUGGACCUGGAGAUAAAGGAUUAGAUGCUGGCCAGCAAUACGGCUCUUCCAGCGAUCUGCAGGGUAACUCCAUGACCUACGAAGGAGGGGCCAGCAUGCUCGUCUUGACCGGGCCAAACUACUCCGGGAAGAGCGUUUACUUGAAGCAAGUCGCACUGAUCAUCUUCAUGGCACACGUUGGAUGCUUUGUGCCCGCGGAACGCGCAAGGAUCGGGCUGACCGACAAAAUCUUAUCCCGCGUCACCACCCGCGAAACUGUCUCUCGCGCCCAAAGCGCUUUCAUGAUCGACCUGCAACAGAUCUCACUUGCACUCAAUCUGGCAACUCGUAGAAGUCUGCUUAUUAUAGACGAAUUUGGAAAGGGAACGGACGCCAGCGAUGGAGCGGGACUGGCUUGUGCAGUUAUGGAAUAUCUACUCAGCCUGGGAGAUGAGAGACCAAAGGUUAUUGGAGCAACUCACUUCCACGGUAAGCCCAGCAACCUCCAUGAGGUCGCUUUCUGA
Ascochyta rabiei is the source of this 2238-nucleotide messenger RNA. RefSeq lists its product as uncharacterized. Bases 1 to 2238 code for a protein of 745 amino acids. NCBI's taxonomy places the organism in Eukaryota, Fungi, Ascomycota, Dothideomycetes, Pleosporales, Didymellaceae. The record is from RefSeq and is a predicted model, not a curated record. Gene Ontology annotation, cellular component: nucleus. Gene Ontology annotation, molecular function: mismatched DNA binding; ATP-dependent DNA damage sensor activity; ATP binding. Gene Ontology annotation, biological process: mismatch repair; chiasma assembly. The transcript has 8 exons.